Messenger RNA from Physeter macrocephalus (sperm whale), 210 nucleotides. RefSeq names its product G protein subunit gamma transducin 2 (gene GNGT2). Lineage: Eukaryota; Metazoa; Chordata; Mammalia; Artiodactyla; Physeteridae. Gene Ontology annotation, biological process: G protein-coupled receptor signaling pathway. The transcript is spliced from 2 exons. Gene Ontology annotation, molecular function: G-protein beta-subunit binding. The record is from RefSeq and is a predicted model, not a curated record. Gene Ontology annotation, cellular component: heterotrimeric G-protein complex.
AUGGCCCAGGAGCUCAGCGAGAAGGAGCUCUUAAAGAUGGAGGUGAAGCAGCUGGAGAAGGAAGUGAAGAACCCAAGAGCUCCGAUUUCUAAGACAGGAAAGGAAAUCAAGGAUUAGGUGGAGGCCGAAGUAGGAAACGACCCUCUUCUCAAAGGCAUCCCUGAGGACAAGAAUCCCUUCAAGGAAAAAGGCGGUUGUAUGUUAAGCUGA